CUAUAGGCGAGCCCCGUGGGAUACUGCUCUCUCAGCCCACCAUGCAGAACAGUCACAGCGGCGUGAACCAGCUCGGCGGGGUGUUCGUCAACGGGAGGCCGCUGCCCGACUCCACGCGGCAGAAGAUCGUGGAACUCGCGCACAGCGGCGCGCGGCCCUGCGACAUCUCCCGAAUCCUGCAGGUGUCGAAUGGAUGUGUGAGUAAAAUUUUGGGCAGGUAUUACGAAACUGGCUCCAUCAGACCCAGGGCAAUCGGAGGUAGUAAACCGAGAGUAGCGACUCCAGAAGUUGUAAGCAAAAUAGCGCAGUAUAAACGAGAGUGCCCCUCCAUCUUUGCGUGGGAGAUUCGAGACAGAUUACUAUCAGAGGGGGUCUGUACCAACGAUAAUAUACCCAGUGUGUCGUCGAUAAACAGAGUCCUACGCAACCUGGCUAGCGAAAAGCAACAGAUGGGUGCCGACGGGAUGUACGACAAGCUAAGGAUGCUGAACGGGCAGACGGGGACCUGGGGCACCCGGCCCGGCUGGUACCCCGGCACCUCGGUACCCGGGCAGCCCGCCCAAGACGGCUGUCCGCAGCAGGAGGGAGGAGGGGAGAACACAAACUCCAUCAGCUCCAAUGGGGAAGAUUCAGAUGAGGCCCAGAUGAGACUUCAGCUGAAAAGAAAGCUACAGAGAAAUAGGACAUCCUUUACCCAAGAGCAAAUCGAAGCCCUUGAGAAAGAAUUUGAGAGGACCCACUACCCCGAUGUGUUUGCAAGAGAGAGACUAGCUGCUAAAAUAGACCUGCCUGAAGCAAGAAUACAGGUGUGGUUUUCUAACAGAAGGGCCAAAUGGAGAAGGGAAGAGAAGCUGAGGAACCAGCGAAGACAAGCCAGCAACACUCCCAGCCACAUUCCCAUCAGUAGUAGUUUCAGCACAAGCGUUUACCAGCCGAUCCCGCAGCCAACCACCCCCGUUUCCUCUUUCACAUCAGGUUCCAUGUUGGGCAGGACGGACACGGCGCUCACAAACACGUACAGCGCGCUGCCGCCCAUGCCCAGCUUCACCAUGGCCAACAACCUGCCUAUGCAACCCCCAGUACCCAGCCAGACCUCCUCCUACUCUUGCAUGCUGCCCACCAGCCCAUCGGUGAACGGCCGGAGCUAUGACACCUACACCCCCCCGCACAUGCAGACACACAUGAACAGCCAGCCGAUGGGCACCUCCGGCACCACUUCCACAGGUCUCAUUUCCCCUGGAGUGUCAGUUCCAGUUCAAGUUCCUGGCAGCGAACCUGAUAUGUCUCAAUACUGGCCAAGAUUACAGUAAAACAUGUGUUAAUUCUGUAAAUGACUAUAUGGACAACAGUUGGAUGUUCAGCAGUAUUUUCUAAAGGAAGAAUGGCUCUCAGAGUACUUCUGUACUGCAACUGUGCCCUAUGCUGUAACACAUGGAAAAGACUUUAACAUGGACCUUUGUACGCUGAAGGCAUUAUAUCGGUUGGAACAAAUCUUCAUUUUGGUAUCCAAACUUUUAUUCAUUUUGGUGUAUUAUUUGUAAAUGGGCAUUUGUAUGUUAUAAUGAAAAAAAAAGAACAAUGUAGACUGGAUGGAUGUUUGAUCUGUGUUGGUCAUGAAGUUGUUUUAAGAAAAAAAAAAGAAAAGGAAAAAAAAAGAAGCCAUGAUCAACAAGCUUUGCCACGAAUUUAAGAGUUUUAUCAAGAUAUAUCGAAUACUUCUACCAAUCUGUUCAUAGAUUAUGGAUUGAUGUUCCAAGUUUGUAUCAUUCCAUUGCAUAUAAUUAAACCUGGAACAAUACGCACUAGAUUUAUGUAAGAAAAAUAUCUGUUGGUAUUUCCAAAGGUUGUUAACGGAUGAAGCUAUGUGCAAACAAGGGUUAAGAGAAAACUUCGAUGAAGAAAAGAGUUUGAUAGAUAAGAGGUAGAUUGUGUCUUCGAUAUAAUCCAAUUUGUUUUAUGUCGAAAUGUAAGUAUUUGUCUUCCCUAGA
Cygnus olor (mute swan) is the source of this 1988-nucleotide messenger RNA. It is a transcript of the gene PAX6, whose product is annotated as paired box 6. Gene Ontology annotation, biological process: anatomical structure development; regulation of transcription by RNA polymerase II. The record is from RefSeq and is a predicted model, not a curated record. Lineage: Eukaryota; Metazoa; Chordata; Aves; Anseriformes; Anatidae. Gene Ontology annotation, molecular function: DNA-binding transcription factor activity, RNA polymerase II-specific; RNA polymerase II cis-regulatory region sequence-specific DNA binding. The transcript has 10 exons. Bases 42 to 1310 code for a protein of 422 amino acids.